ACACACACACACACACACACACACGCACACGCACGCGCACACACACCGGCUGGAGUUACAGUAACCCACACACACAUAAACACACACCUUCCAGAUCUAAGAUUAGAUCGACAGAUAUGUAUUCUCCGCUAUGUUUAACACAGGAUGAAUUCCAUCCUUUCAUCGAGGCCCUGCUCCCCCACGUCCGGGCCUUCGCCUACACAUGGUUCAACCUGCAGGCCCGCAAGAGGAAGUACUUCAAGAAGCAUGAGAAGCGCAUGUCCAAGGAGGAGGAGCGCGCCGUGAAGGACGAGCUGCUGGGCGAGAAGCCGGAGGUCAAACAGAAGUGGGCGUCUCGCCUCCUGGCCAAGCUGCGCAAGGACAUCCGGCCUGAGUUCAGAGAGGACUUUGUGCUGACGGUGACGGGGAAGAAGGCUCCGUGCUGUGUGCUCUCCAACCCCGACCAGAAGGGCAAGAUGAGGAGGAUCGACUGCCUGCGCCAGGCGGACAAAGUGUGGAGGCUGGACCUGGUCAUGGUGAUUUUAUUCAAAGGGAUUCCCCUCGAAAGUACUGACGGGGAGAGGCUGGUAAAGUCUCCUCAGUGUUCAAACCCCACCCUGUGUGUGCAGCCGCAUCACAUUGGAGUUUCAGUUAAGGAGCUGGAUCUCUACCUGGCCUACUUCGUGCACGCCGAAACCGGCCAAUCAGAAAGCCCCAACCAGGCCAGCGAUUCAGAUAUCAAGGAGCAGUCAGAGAAUGGUCAUCUGGGUUUUCAGGACAGCUUUGUGACGCCCGGUGUCUUCACGGUAGCCGAGCUUGUAAGAGUAUCACAGACACCUAUUGCAGCCGGCACCGGCCCUAACUUCUCAUUGACCGACCUGGACAGCUCCUCCUACUACAGCAUGAGUCCAGGAGCCAUGAGGAGACCGCUACCAAGCACCUCCUCCAGCAGCUCUGCCAAGAGGAUAAAGUGUAUGGAGGAGGACGUGGACAGUCCAGAGGAGUCGUACUACCCCAAUCAGGGCCGCUCUCCGGGCAACGGCAGUCAGGCCAGCAGCUGGCACGACGUGGAGCCAGCUGGAUAUAAGCUGCGCGGCUCUCUAGCUAGCUCAUUCAUCUCCAGACAAGCCAGCCCCCAUGCUCCCCCCUCCAGCCUCCAUUUCUCCUCCUCCCCCAUCCUGCAGCAGCCCGGCUCCUACUUCUCCCACCCGGCCAUCAGGUAUCACCCGCAGGAGACCCUCAAGGAGUUCGUCCAGCUGGUCUGUCCUGACUCCGCCCAGCAGGCCGGACAGGUGGGCUUCCUCAACCCGAAUGGUAGCUCCCAGGGAAAGGUCCACAAUCCUUUCUUGCCGACGCCCAUGCUGCCCCCCCCUCCACCUCCCCCGAUGGCCCGUCCCGUCCCACUUCCUGUCGACGCCAAGCCACCCUCCACCUCCUCCGACGGUGGAGGAAACUCACCCACCUCACCCACGUACUCCACCCCCACUUCAUCUCCAGCCCAGCGGUUUGUCAGCGUCGGACCCAGAGACCCAGGCUUCAACAUCCCUCAACAACCACAGUGGUACCUGGGAUAAGGACUCCAGAGGCCCCUCACCCCCCCACCCACCUGUACCGAACGACAGAUCGCUGCAGCCUCCUCCUAGACCUUGACCUUUGAGGCCAGCUGCAUCAGAGAGUCCUUUCUUGUCCCGCAACUUGAGCCCUCCUCUGCCCCCCCCUGCGCCUGACUCCGCCCCCACCAGCGCCAUACACAGACUCAGCAGCAUCAGCAUGGCUAUAGCGGAUCCAACGCACCGCAAACCUGCCGUUCAACACCGCUCUGUAAACUCUACGUCGUAGACUUCCUUGUAGACGUAUGGUUCAUAUGUCAAUAUUCAUUUAUAGUGCCAGACCCUGACCCCCCCCCCCACCUAACGGCCAGUCCAGAGGAAAAAUCUGCAGGGGAAUUUUUGGCAACGUCGCAACUCAAAACCACAGAGCUUUCACUCUGGAGAAACCACAGCUACCCCUUCAUCAUCCUCUGCUAUGUGUGCAUCAUUUGGACUUGUUGUCCGAUAGGGGAUGUGUUACCUGGCUGAGAUACCAGCUAAAACUCCCCAUCCCUUUACCUGAGCCCUCACACACCUCCUGGGAUUGACUUCACCCUCACUUGACCUCGCCCCUGGUUGAUGGCAAGUCAGGGGGGGAAGGAAGUCACCAAGGCUCUUUCCAAGGACAUGGACCAGUGCUUAAUAGAAAGAGCUUACCUGAUUGGGAGAUGGUGCACAAACACCCUUUCUCUGUUAUAAGAUUAACUAAACAGGAAAGGUUGGGAGGGUUAGGAUGGGGGAUUACAGUUGAAGGUGGGGUCAAAAACGUGGGGGAAGCAGGGGUUUGUCGAAGUGUUGCGACCAGACGCUGGUGGAUCCACGCUUGUUUAUCUGGGAGGCUUUAGCUUCAUGGCUCAUUGAUUUUUCUAUCUUAGCCGUUAUGUCAGCUGGUCUCCACCUCUUCCUCUUCUGUCCAUCCACCAGACUGGGUGGAGCUACAACAUGCAGGUGUGGGCAGAGAGCUCUGGUGUUUGAUGUGCAGCAGGAAGACAGGAGAGAGAUGAGUGACUCUAAUUUUACCAGUGGAAUAUUGAUCAUGAGGAAAGUGCAAUUUUGUUGGCUAGCUGUUGAAAGUUAAAUAUCUUUGUAAGAUAGCUCAUUGCAAACAGUUGUUGAAAAGUAUAUAUAAACUAUAUUUUUCUUCCUAGUCCGCUCACACCUCUGGGACUCUAAAAUAUUGGGGUACAAAAGACAACAAGACAGCAUUGAACUAGAAACCAUAGCCUUGUGAGAAAUAGAGGGAGCUGUAUUCACAUUUAUUGUUUAUUAUGUGUUGUUUGUUCAUCUUGUAAAGCUGUUAGCAUGGUAGAACAAAGAUCCCUUUAAAGAAAUAUAAUUUUAAACAAUCAAUUUUUAAAGCAUUUCUUGCAGCUUAAGACUGCUUUUCAUUUUGUUUAAAAGCAAAAGACGCUAAGCGAUUAACUCGUUUUAAUGAGCACAUAAUUUUACUUCAUAAUCUAAAGCUAUUUCAAUUUCUCAUGAGGCGAAAUCAGGAGAAAAUAUAGUCAAUUUAAGCUGAAAUGUCAUCAUGUUUUCUCCGGUUUCUGCGAGAUAAUCUAUGACGGGUGUUCCCCGGUGACGGGCUGCCCAAUGAUUGGCUGGGUCUCCUAGAGGUCCCGUCCAAUCAAAAGCACUUAAUCCUGCAGUUGGCCAAUAGGCCGUGAGUGUAUAAUCAGGGGGUGUGGUUAAGCGAUAAAGAGGCAGAGCAGAGGGUAACUCCGGAAGCUUUCGUCCACAAAUAGACAGCCAAGAGCUUCACAUGCAACUUACCAUUUUAUUCAACUGUUUUUUUUUUCUUUUCUAUACUAUAUAUAUAAAUAUAUAUACACACACGCACACACACACUUACGACCAUCCAGUGUCGAACAAAAGUGAAUUUAAGUGAUUUACAAAAAAAGAAUUAAAAAAAUUGCAUGUUCUAGUGUUAGUGACACAUUUUUCCAUAGAUGAUGUAGUUAGUGAGAUAAAGACACUAUAUUGUAAACCCAACAUCAGGCACUUGCCAGCAGCUGUCUAUUACUUUGGCCCCGUCGAGGCCUUUCAUUAUGGCUCUCCUUCACAAACAACCAGCUCUCUUCGCUCCUUGACAUCUCUCCAGUCUUUUUUUCCUACCUUCUUCCCUUACUCCUACCUUCUUUUUUUCCGUACAGCAACAGAUUAAUUCUGCCUUUUAUUUCCAAGCGUUCUCUUUUCCAUCUGUGCAUUAUCAAAAUGCAUGAACAAAAAUGUUUCCUCAUGAAUGUGCCUUGAGCUACAGUCCAGUCCUGAGAGGUUGCACAUGAUCCAACGUGGACAAUCUUGUUUUAUUGUUUCUCCCUUUUUUAAUUUACAUUUUUCAAUUCACCUUCCACACCUAAAGAAAAAUGUCAAAGCGUUUUAAUUUGAAGAGGAACGCAUGUGUUUACGAGAAUACUUAUGGCUCAGUUUUAAGAGGAUGCAGGCAUAAACUGAACUGCUCCCCCCCCCACCUGCAGUUAUAAUGCAGACCUUACAGGUUAAGUUUACACCAGCUACAACCAGGUCAAUCAUCUCCAGGUAACCUUUAACAGACCACAACACAGUGACAUUUUGUGAAAUGAGCACCAUGUCAGUUACAAAGAUGAUAGACAUCUGCAAUGAAAAUCUUAUGUAAAAACAACACACUGUUAAUAUUACAUAUUCAGCAGUUGGCUAACACUCAGAUGUAGCGCCUUGACAUGUUUCAUUCAAGUUAGAUAAAAGUAAGAUGCAAAAACACUGUAACAUUAGUUAAUGGUCCAUUAUAACAGCUAGAGCUGGUUUGAGGUAGAAAUAAUGUUUCAAACAUUUUAUUUUAUAUUGACACUCUGUAGUUCCUGAUGGCUUGUUUAGCAGCUACACAGUUUGGUUAGUUUACAGUUCAGUUUAGCUGCUAAACACUUUCGAGUCAGGUUAGCUAACUGUUAAGUUUAGCCUCCUAAACAGUUUGAUCAGCUUGGCCAGUUUGCUCACUAAUUCCAGCAGUUUAGUUUAGCAGCUAAAGUUGUUUGGAUCAGCUUAGCUAGCAGGUUUUCCCCUGGUCCCCGACAGGUUAGCAGCUACAACAGUUUGCAAACUGUUACAUUUCAAUUUCAAUUUGAAGGGAGAAUUUUUCAUGUAAAGAGUAAGAUUAGGAUUAGGAUAACCUUUAUUAUUCCCCAAAGGGAAAUCAGUUCUUCUCUCAGUUCUCUGGUGUUAUUUUACAAUGACAUACUACAUAGGCCGGUAAUACACAGGACCCACAGACAUGUACUAAUAGUGAUGUGGCAGAGCGGAGGGGAACUAGCAGGAGGUGAACCGGCACCUCUCCAGCUAGCCCAAUCAGGCGUACCUUUGGUUCCCAAGCCAAGUCUUCAGAGACUGAUCUCCCGCCCCUGUACUGGGUGAAGACAUUGUGUUCAUUUCACAAAAUGUUUUGAUGCCAGUAAUUGAUAAAGCAAACUAGCUGGUAGAAAACCAUGUUGAACCCCACCCACUCCCUUCAUCCUAUCCUUUGUUUUAUUGGAUGAUUUUUUUUAAAUGUAUUUCUGUUAUUACAAUUUCCAAACAUCCCAAACUUUUCAAGUCUUCCUUUUUUAAAUUCUGUUUGGAUGGACUUUUUUGUUCCCAGAAAUGAAUUAUGAGGACAUCAAUUAUGCAAUACCUGCUUGCACUCACAUAGACUUUUUUUUGUCUUACAUUGUUUAGUUUAUUUUUUUCUUUCUCAUUUCUUUCAACCAAAGUAAACGUGCACGUGACAGGCAUCAUGCUCCAUCGUUGGUCCCAAGCCAGGCUAAAAGCCACCAUUGCUAGGGGAACUAUACUUCCUUCCUUCCUUGCCACCUUCUUUCCUUCCUAUUUUGAUAAUCUACCAGAUAGCGGCAAUAUUACAUUUGGUCUCUUAUUGCUAAAGGUUUUUUGUUUAUUUGCUCACAAGCAAGCCUUAAACAAGUCCAACUUCUUCUCCAUCGCGCAGAAAACCGUUCAUCAAAAAAAAUGUUGAUGACGUCCAAAAUAUCCACCACGCCCCGCCCUGCUUGGCAGUGGUUUUAGUAAUUCAAUUGUUUACCUGUUAUGUGUUCUAUCUGUCUAUCAAAUGAAUCAGACAGCGACGUGAUGCCGUUAGCUGUGAUGGUUAAGUAGUUCCACUUGUGUGGGUUGCGUGUUUUACUUAGCGUGACAUGUUUGUUUGGUCUGUUCUUGCUUACCCUUUAGCCAUGAGUUGGGCAUUACUUCCUUAAUUCUCUGCACUAAAUAUGAAACAAAUGAUAAAAGUGAAAAAGUAUUACAUAACAAAAUACAGCUUCCAGGGCUUAAAAAGAGCGAAGGGAAUAAAAAAAUUGCACGGACAUUUUUUUAAGUGUCACAAAAACCUUGUGAAACAGCCUAGCAUCUAAUCAGAGACUUUUGGCUGUGUUCUGUGUAAGAUAAAGACACAAUUGCACCCUUUUUAAAGAAAGAUAAAAUGAAAAAUAAUUUAAAAUCAAUAGUUUGGGCAGUGUAUGUUUUUGUUGUGUUGUGUGUGUAAUUUAGUUCCGGUACAGCAGCGAAGAGACGCAGAGAAGACUUAGCUCUAACGACGGGAGGCAGAGCCUGGGAGACGUGUUUGUAUGUUGUAUAGUUUUAUUGAUUACACUGAUUUUAAAGCUGCCCUAUUUUAUAAUGCAGGACUUUUGUAACAUUGAUAAAAAUGAGGAAAAACUAGUGUCGUGAAUUUUCUGAUUGUUUGUAUCGAGGCCACAUUACUAGAACUUGUUUGGUUUGUUUCUUGGAACUGGAUUUAAGUUGAAAACUUUCCAGUUUCCUUAUUUUCUUUAUUUUUUUCUUUAUUUGCUUUCCUUUUUAUAUGUAUUUAAGAACAUUUCCUCUGUUGAUGGUAUAGCAUAUUCCUGUACUUCAAAAGUAUAGGGCGCUGUGGUGAUAAGACCAUUGUAAAUGGAUGUUACAGUAUGCUGUAUGUUUUGAAGGUUAUUUGUUGCAUUAGUGUUGAUGAACCUACAUCUUUUGAGGAAGAUUGGUAAGAAGAGCAAGUGUUUUUUAUGCAUUUAAAAUUUUAGUUUUAGGCAGGAGACAGCCAAAGGAUGCCCCUACUAUAAAUGCAUCUAGGCAUCUUUUUUUGUGUUCACCAUUCCAUGCAGGAAAAUAAACAGCUUGAUUAUGCAACAUGA
This is a messenger RNA of Trematomus bernacchii (emerald rockcod), 6712 nucleotides long. It is a transcript of the gene nfia, whose product is annotated as nuclear factor I/A. The record is from RefSeq and is a predicted model, not a curated record. Gene Ontology annotation, biological process: regulation of transcription by RNA polymerase II. NCBI's taxonomy places the organism in Eukaryota, Metazoa, Chordata, Actinopteri, Perciformes, Nototheniidae. The coding region runs from base 117 to 1553 and encodes 478 amino acids. Gene Ontology annotation, cellular component: nucleus. The transcript has 11 exons. Gene Ontology annotation, molecular function: RNA polymerase II cis-regulatory region sequence-specific DNA binding; DNA-binding transcription factor activity, RNA polymerase II-specific.